This is a messenger RNA of Cladophialophora carrionii CBS 160.54, 747 nucleotides long. RefSeq lists its product as uncharacterized. The transcript has a single exon. Bases 1 to 747 code for a protein of 248 amino acids. The record is from RefSeq and is a predicted model, not a curated record. NCBI's taxonomy places the organism in Eukaryota, Fungi, Ascomycota, Eurotiomycetes, Chaetothyriales, Herpotrichiellaceae.
AUGAACCGCCCACAUCUCUUGAAAAAUGGCAAGUGCUACCAUCCCGCGAGGUUCGACGAAGACGAGGUCGAAAGCAUCAUCGGCGACGACGACGACAACAACAACGGCAACGACAGCGACGCCUCCUCGGCCGACUAUUACCCUACGCCGCCAAAAAGAUACUCGGCUCCUGUGAAGGUUCCUGCCGUCUUGUUCAUGGUCUUCCUGGCUCUGCUCCUUGCCUGCGCAACAGCGAUCCUCCUGGUACUCCGGCCCAUCUCGAUCAGUAACGCAGAAGAGCCCGCCGAGUCCCUGACCUGCGGGAAUAGUCCCGAGGAAGCACAAAGCCUGGACUGCCGUUUCGACGUCAUGAGCUUCACGUGGGUGCCAAAGCCGUGUUUCGACGAAGCCCUUAUGACCGACUUUCUGGCCUCGCCAACGCAGCCGUGGAAUUGGUUCACAGAGCCCAACGUCACCGUCACUUCCACGGCGGACGCAAGAGCACUAUCCUUCCAAGACGUGCGAACCGGCCAGUUCGCCGAGCUGUACGUCACCAACGCGUACCACUCGACGCACUGCACCUUCACGUGGAAGAAGCUGCACCGCGCACUCACCGAGACGGGAUACCUGGACAGCUAUAUCGGCAGUUACGAACACACGCUGCACUGUGAGCAUAUGCUCCUGUCGCGGCAUCUGGACCCAGAACGAGUCGAGACGACGAUCCGGCGCAAAUACAUCACCUGCAGACGGAGAAGUGGUGCAGGCUAG